AGAGAGGGAUGAUGAGAAGGACGAGUUCUUCGAUUGGAGAGGUAGAAGCGUGCAAUCAACAAGGCUGGGUGGCAUUAAAGCUGCUAUUUUCAUUUGCGUUGUAGAGGUAUUGGAAAACAUGGUGUUCUUAUCAAAUGCCUCAAACUUCGUUUCAUAUUUUAAGUCUUCGAUGCAUUAUCCAAUCGCAGAAGCUGCAAACAUGGUCACAAAUUUUAUGGGAACCUCUUUCCUACUCACAAUUUUUGGUGGUUUUAUCUCAGACUCCUUCAUUCCUAGGUAUUGGACCUUCAUCCUCUUUGGUACAAUAGAGCUACUGGGACUAGCCAUGCUUACAUUCCAAGCUCAAUACACAAGGUUCCAGCCAGCAUUGGGAAGAAGGCCGUCCAUAUCCGAAGCAGCUAUGCUUUACAGUGGACUCUAUGCAAUGGCCACCGGGGUGGGUGGGGUGAAGGCUGCAUUGCCGGCACACGGUGCCGACCAGCUUGAUCAUAACAAUAAGAGGCUCAUGAAUACCUUCUUCAAUUGGUUCUUCUUUUCUGUCGCUAUGGGUGGCAUACUAGCAUCCUCUAUUAUGGUUUGGGUUGAAGAUAACAAAGGGUGGAAAUCAAGUUUCAAAAUUGGGAUCGUCAUCUUCUCCAUCGCACUCUGCAUUUUUUCUGUUGGACUCCCAUUUUACAGACAUAGACGUCCAAGGGGGAGUUCACUAAGCAGGAUUUUUAAGGUUGCUAUAGCUACAGCACGGAACUGGAAAACACCAUCCCAAGGGAUGAUUACUGAGAAUGGCUUUCAUGGGAGAUCCCAUAACAAGUUUAGGUUUCUAAACAGAGCCAUAAUGGAUAACAAUAUCAGUCCAAACCAAAUUGAAGAAACCAAGACUUUCCUUGGCCUCCUUCCAAUAUUUGGAAGCACAAUCAUGAUGAAUUGCUGUCUAGCCCAACUUCAAACCUUCUCUGUGCAGCAAGGGAUCCUCAUGGACAAGAAAUUGUUUCAUAACUUCGAGAUACCGACGCCAUCCCUAGUGGUGCCUCCAUUGAUAAUCAUGGUUUCCUCUAUCCCCUUAUAUGAGCAUUUAGCAGGGAAUUUAUCUAAAAAGUUCUCUAAGAAGAGGAACCCAUUCGAACCACUCCGGCGGAUUGGUUUUGGGCUUGUGUUGGCAUCCCUAGCAAUGGCCGUGGCUGCUAUAAUAGAAGCCAAGAGACGUGCAGCAAUUGUAAAUGAUCACAUUACGCUUAAGGUCUACUGGCUUGGGUUCCAGUUCCUUUUCCUUGCUUUCUCCGAUUUCCUCACACUUGGUGGGAUGUUAGAGUUCUUCUACUCCGAGGCACCUGAUAGCAUGAGAAGUAUGUGCACUGCAUUGGCUUGGUGCUCCACCUCCAUGGGGUAUUUUCUUAGCUCUGCACUUGUCUCACUCACCAAUUCUGUGACUAAAUCGUUGGGCAAAGAGUGGUUGGGAGGGAUUGAUUUGAAUAACAACCGUUUGGACCUGUUCUACACUUUUUUCUGUGUUCUCAAUUCUCUCAAUUUCUUUAACUAUGUGUAUUGGGCCAAACGGUUUUGAGGAUUAUGGAGCAAAAAUAGAUAGUUUGGUA
Telopea speciosissima is the source of this 1589-nucleotide messenger RNA. Its product is annotated as protein NRT1/ PTR FAMILY 4.2-like. Gene Ontology annotation, cellular component: membrane. Bases 119 to 1558 code for a protein of 479 amino acids. Gene Ontology annotation, biological process: transmembrane transport. Gene Ontology annotation, molecular function: transmembrane transporter activity. Lineage: Eukaryota; Viridiplantae; Streptophyta; Magnoliopsida; Proteales; Proteaceae. The transcript is spliced from 5 exons. The record is from RefSeq and is a predicted model, not a curated record.